This is a messenger RNA of Prunus armeniaca (apricot), 3243 nucleotides long. Lineage: Eukaryota; Viridiplantae; Streptophyta; Magnoliopsida; Rosales; Rosaceae. The record is from the annotation of a GenBank genome assembly.
AUGAGUCAAUCAAGAGGCUCGCCGUAUAGACGACGUACAGAUUUGGAGGGCGGACUCCGUCAGGCCGGUGACUCGGACGAUGAAGAGUCUUCAUCAAGUACGUUUUUCAUUGCCAGAACUAAGGAUGCUUCUAUUGACCGCCUCAAGCGUUGGAGGCAAGCGGCACUUGUGCUGAAUGCUUCUCGUCGAUUUCGAUACACCUUAGACUUGAAAAAGGAAGAAGAAAAGCAGCAGACACUGAGGAAGAUUAGAGCACAUGCACAAGCCAUACGAGCUGCAUAUCUUUUCAAAGAGGCUGGAAACCAACAAGUGAAUGGAAAUGUACCACCGAAACCAAGUUCUGCUGGUGAUUUUCCAAUUGGACAGGAGCAACUAGUUUCGGUGACGAGGGAUCAUAAUUUUCCUGCUCUGCAACAAUAUGGGGGGGUCAAAGGGCUGGGAGAUUUAUUAAAAACAAAUCUAGACAAGGGAAUUCAUGGAGAUGAUGCUGAUUUACUGAAACGUAAAAAUGCAUUUGGAACAAACACAUAUCCUAAAAAAAAAGCAAGGAGUUUCUGGACAUUUCUCUGGGAAGCUUGGCAAGAUCUUACUCUGAUAAUUUUGAUGGUAGCUGCAGUGGCUUCUUUAGUGCUGGGCAUAAAGACAGAGGGUAUAGAUGAUGGUUGGUAUGAUGGGGGCAGCAUUGCUUUUGCAGUUAUCCUUGUUAUUGUUGUCACAGCCAUAAGUGAUUACAGACAAUCUCUCCAGUUUCAGAAUUUAAAUGAGGAAAAGAGAAAUAUACAGUUGGAGGUCAUUAGAGGUGGCAGACGAGUUGAGGUCUCAAUUUAUGAUCUUGUUGUUGGUGAUGUUGUACCCCUUAACAUCGGUGAUCAGGUCCCUGCUGAUGGCAUUUUAAUAAGCGGUCACUCACUUGCGAUAGAUGAGUCAAGCAUGACAGGAGAGAGCAAGAUUGUUCGUAAGGACUCCAAGGAACCAUUUCUAAUGUCUGGCUGCAAAGUAGCAGAUGGCAAUGGUACUAUGCUGGUUACCAGUGUUGGGGUUAAUACCGAAUGGGGAUUGCUCAUGGCUAGUAUUUCAGAAGAUACUGGUGAAGAAACCCCUCUGCAGGUGCGCUUAAAUGGGGUGGCUACUUUUAUUGGAAUUGUCGGACUCACAGUAGCUUUUGCUGUCUUGGUUGUCCUAUUGGUCAGAUACUUUACUGGCCAUACAAAAAAUGCAAAUGGAACUCCUCAGUUUAAGGCCGGAAAGACUAAAUUUGGAGAUGCCAUAGAUGGAGCUAUUAAGAUUGUUACUAUAGCAGUCACCAUUGUAGUGGUUGCCGUUCCCGAAGGGCUUCCCUUAGCUGUUACCUUGACGCUUGCCUACUCGAUGAGAAAAAUGAUGGCAGAUAAGGCCUUGGUGCGAAGGCUUUCUGCAUGUGAAACAAUGGGCUCUGCCACAACUAUAUGCAGUGACAAGACUGGAACCUUAACUUUGAACCAGAUGACUGUGGUUGAGGCUUUUACUGGUGGGAAGAAAAUUGAUAUCUCUGACAAUAAGUCAGACUUGUCCCCAAUGCUAUCAGCUUUGCUUAUUGAAGGCAUUGCAUUGAAUACAACUGGCAGUGUUUAUGUGCCUGAGACUGGUGGUGAUAUAGAAGUUUCUGGUUCACCAACUGAAAAGGCAAUUCUGCAAUGGGGAAUCAAGCUUGGAAUGAAUUUUGAAGCCAUCAAGUCUGAAUCUUCGGUUCUUCAUGUGUUCCCAUUCAACUCUGAGAAAAAGCGAGGUGGCGCUGCUGUUAAAUUGCCCAAUUCUGAAGUUCAUAUACACUGGAAAGGGGCCGCUGAAAUAGUAUUGGCCUCAUGUACAAAGUACCUUGAUGCAAAUGAUCAGUUGGCAGCAAUGGAUGAUGACAAGUCAAUGAUGUUCAGGGAGUCCAUUGAGGAUAUGGCUGCUCGCAGUUUGCGUUGUGUUGCUAUUGCAUAUAGAUCAUAUGAAUUAGAAAGCGUUCCGACUGAUGAACAACAACUAGCUCUGUGGGCAUUGCCUGAUGACGACCUUGUUCUGCUUGCUAUUGUUGGUAUUAAGGAUCCUUGUCGGCCAGGGGUUAGAGAUGCAGUGCAACUAUGCCAAAAAGCUGGUGUUAAGGUACGCAUGGUUACGGGCGACAAUGUUCAAACUGCAAAAGCAAUUGCUUUGGAAUGUGGCAUACUUACUUCUGAUUCAGAUGCUACUGAGCCAACUCUUAUCGAGGGAAAAGUUUUUCGUGACCUUUCUGAUGAGCAGAGAGAAGAGUAUGCGGAGAAGAUUUCGGUGAUGGGGCGGUCUUCCCCCAAUGACAAGCUUCUGCUUGUGCAAGCAUUGAGGAGAAGGGGACAUGUUGUUGCUGUUACUGGAGAUGGCACUAAUGAUGCUCCUGCACUGCAUGAGGCCGACAUUGGUCUUGCUAUGGGUAUUCAAGGGACUGAAGUUGCCAAAGAGAGUUCAGAUAUCAUCAUAUUGGAUGAUAAUUUUGCUUCAGUUGUGAAGGUUGUUAGAUGGGGUCGAUCUGUAUAUGCAAAUAUUCAGAAAUUCAUCCAAUUCCAGCUUACAGUCAAUGUUGCAGCACUAAUUAUAAAUGUCGUGGCAGCGAUUUCCUCUGGUGAUGUUCCACUAAAUGCUGUUCAGCUUCUGUGGGUGAAUCUUAUCAUGGAUACUCUUGGAGCACUAGCGUUGGCUACUGAGCCUCCUACAGAUCACUUGAUGGACAGAACCCCUGUUGGUCGAAAAGAGCCUCUUAUAACAAAUAUAAUGUGGAGGAACUUGUUGAUUCAGGCUUUCUACCAAGUCAUCGUACUGCUUAUCCUCAACUUUCGUGGGAUAAGUAUACUGCAUUUGACACAUGAUCCCAACGGAGACCAUGCUAACAAGCUGAAGAAUACACUGAUAUUCAAUGCCUUUGUCCUUUGUCAAAUUUUCAAUGAAUUCAAUGCUCGAAAGCCUGAUGAGUUUAAUAUAUUCAAAGGAAUUACUAAGAACCGUCUCUUUAUGGGAAUAAUUGCAAUAACACUUGUACUUCAGGUUAUCAUCAUCGAGUUUCUGGGGAAGUUUACUAAAACAGUCAAACUUGAAUGGAAUCAUUGGCUCAUUUCUAUUGUUAUUGCCUUUGUUAGUUGGCCACUUGCUGUUGUUGGGAAAUUGAUACCUGUUCCAGAAACUCCACUCUUCAAGUAUUUCACAAGAAGAUUUCAUCGGCGAAAAAAGAGUCCAGAGGUUAGUCAGUAG